AACACCAGCUGAACAGACACUGCAUGUAGCUGUCUUCUACAAGACCACCUUUGUGACGUCACUGACCGGUCUACCCUUUAAAGUUAACCGUCUGCGUUAGAUCUUAGGACCGGACAGGCACUUUCUGAAGCUGAAGAACAAGAUGGCAGCAUAUACGUUGCAGGUGCUCUCACUCCUGUUUAUAUACGCGACACUUGUCUGGGGUAGAUAUUAUGAAGCCGAGAAACUCGAACGACAAGUAUCAAACAUCCCAGGUAGGAACCCACUGUGCUAUGACAAUGUGACCAACUGUCAGAGCUACAUCGACCAUGAUGACACCAUCUGUAGCUCAGACUCUCCGUUCUUUGGCUGGACCAGCAUGCAUUGCCAGGCCAGUUGUGGUGUCUGUCAAGGUGGACCUACCACUCUACCACCGAUCUGUAUGGAUGAGUUAGAUUACUGCGAUACUUUCGAUAUACCCAAGGCCUGCAGUGACUUCCCCAAGUGGGCCUCCGAAAAAUGUCGACGUACUUGCAAUGUCUGUCAAGGAGGGCCGACGACAACUCCGCCCCUUUGUGUGGACACGUUGAGUACGUGUGGUUCGUUCGAUAUCCCUAAGGCUUGCGAGGCUUUUCCGUCAUGGGCCACAGACAGUUGUAGACACACAUGCAACGUCUGUACUGUGUUAGAACCACCCAAGGUCGGAUCUCCUACUGUAGUAGGACCCACGAUGCUCCCUCUCAUGAGCAGGAAGUGAUGCCAACAUUCCUGUUUAUACUUUAUAUUGUUUGAUCGUUUCAUUAAAAUCUAAAAAGCUGUUU
Molecule: messenger RNA, 800 nt
Organism: Mizuhopecten yessoensis (Yesso scallop)
Lineage: Eukaryota; Metazoa; Mollusca; Bivalvia; Pectinida; Pectinidae
Product: putative tyrosinase-like protein tyr-3
Exons: 7
Coding region: 143-736 (197 amino acids)
Source: RefSeq, a predicted model, not a curated record